AUGCUAGGCAGAAAAGGAAUUUUUGUACUAUAUGGAUCGAAUUGGCUCCAUUAAUGUCGAGGCAGCUAGAUAUCUGUUGGACAUUCCCCUUCAUCUAUGGUCUCUACAUCAUGAUGGUGGGUGUAGAUAUGGUGUGCAAACCACCAACAUGUCUGAAGUGUUUAAUGGUGUCCUAAAAGGAGCAAGAUGUCUACCGAUCACUGCUUUGGUAAGAAUGACAUUUUAUCGUGUCAAUUCUUAUUUUGCUACAAGGAGAGAAUUAGGUAGAAAAAGACUUGAGGAAGGCCAUGAUUAUAGCCCGAAGGCGACUAACAUCAUUGAAAAGAACAUGGAGAAGGCAGGUGCUCAUGAGGUGAUUGUGUUUGAUUAUGAGCGAGGGCUAUUUGAGGUCACUACUGGUCGUGGAGACCGUAUUGCGGGGAAAGGUGGAAAGAAACACACGGUUAACUUAAUGCAGAAGACAUGUACAUGUGAGAAAGUCAAAAUAUAUAAGUUGCCGUGUUCUCAUGUCCUUGCUGUAUGUCGUCCGGAGCUUGUCAUAUAG
Molecule: messenger RNA, 544 nt
Organism: Beta vulgaris subsp. vulgaris (sugar beet)
Lineage: Eukaryota; Viridiplantae; Streptophyta; Magnoliopsida; Caryophyllales; Amaranthaceae
Exons: 1
Coding region: 32-544 (170 amino acids)
Molecular function (GO): zinc ion binding
Source: RefSeq, a predicted model, not a curated record